Messenger RNA from Prunus avium (sweet cherry), 3011 nucleotides. Lineage: Eukaryota; Viridiplantae; Streptophyta; Magnoliopsida; Rosales; Rosaceae. The record is from RefSeq and is a predicted model, not a curated record.
GACACUUCCCCUUUGACCACUUUCCUCUUCUUUUCUUUUGAUGCCUUGCUAGUCCAGCAGUCCUGCUUGCUUUAAUAGGGAGAACCUCCUUUCUUGAUUGUCUAGUCAAUUGAGAGACUCAUAACAUGAGCCGCUACUUCAGGGUAUUGUUCGUCAGCACGGAAGUGAUAUUUCGGACACUCAGAUCGUAAAACUUUCUUCAUCGAAGUUGAUCACCUGCUCGGUUACUAUAUGCUGUAAAAAUUUCAGAAUUUUUUGAAUUUUGCUGGAUGUCUGAACCUGCUCCGUGAUGUCUGUGUUCACUCAUGGCUGCUCUCUCUUUGAUGCCAACUAGAAACUGAAAAUGGUGGGCAGAAGUAGUCAGGGUCUCCUUUAUACAAGUUUCUCCCUUUACGAGAGAGGAAGUGCGCAAAUUCCUUUGGUUCCUAGUUUGACGGAGUUGGUCCAGCUGUGCCCCAAAGGCUUCUUCUUGAGAUGCCAACUCUUCUGCCUUUUCCUAUGAAAGAUGAUCUUUGUCUUUUAUGGUUGCUUCUUCCAGAGCUAGCUGCUACUCAAUAAUGAAACCAAGUUCAACUAGAGAUGCCCUCUCCAUCUCCACCAAUCGAUUGAUGAAGUUCAUUAACGAACUCUGCUGGAGGAACUCAAAAUUUUAUGGCAUCUAAAGCUUUGCCAAUCCUUCCUGGUUCGACUGUGAAGGAUCACUUAUUUUCCCUGAAUGAUGGUUUGAAGAAAGGACGGCCUCCUCCGUCAAUCAAGAAUAUUUGUACGCUUAUCGGGGGAGAACCAACACCAGAGACAAUUCCUACUAUAGAUCCCGCAACCAUUUCUAGGUGCUGUAUAGAAAAAGGCUUGUUCCCAGUGGUUCCUCUUUUCUUCCAGUAUCCUUGUGGCAUUACUAAGGGCUGGUCUGAAUGGGUUGAGUCCGAGUUGGCAAACCCAGUUUCUCAAGAUAUUUUGCGGAGGACCGAAGUGUUGGAUGCCAUCUUCUUAUCUAGAAAAUAUGAGAUUCGUUUAGAAGUGGAGCUACUUCGCCAUGUGGUUCGUAGAUGGAGUACUGACACCCAUACUUUUAUGUGUUCAUGGGGAGAGUUCACUCCUACUCUUGAAGACGUGGCGAACCUCCUUCAUCUUCCAGUUAGUGGUAAUCAAGAUCCAUUCAAUAUUCCGCUGGAUGCUGAGGACAAAGAAAGACUUUAUACUCUUCGGAAGGGUGCUCUUAUUUCCAGCAGUCAGUCCCUUCGAUUUAGUAGUUGGGUGAGACAUUUUGGGAAUCAAGACAAAGGAAACCCUUGCAGACUGCCGGCACUGCUAUCUAUGUGGUUGGGAAAGUUCGUGUUUUGUGACUUCCACCAAGAUCUCAUUCAUGACAGGGUGUUUCCCAUGGCUUUGUCAAUUGCAAGAGGUGAUGUGAUCCCCUUAGCCCCCAUGUUCUUGGGACACUUGUAUCGUUUACUGGACCAAGUACAUUUUCUUGAAAAAGGGGUAGCUGGGAGCAUGGCGUUGGAAACUCUUCUCAAUUCAAGUUUUCUGCAAGUAUUUCUCUGGGAGCGCAUCAAAGGUUUGAACGUAUCUCCUCUUUCUUUCCCACAAGCUAAGGUACUUGUCGAAACCAGUGGGGAUUCGUACAUGCCAAAAAUGCUUCCCUUAACCUCUCGGUGGCUCAAAAGGAGACACCGUAAAGGUCAAGAUUUUCUUGAGUUAUUGGAUAACAUUGAGAACUUCAUUUUUCGCCCUUACACCAUGGUGCCUAAAGGGUUUGAGCAUGUUUCCUUUUAUGGAGAUUUGGAUGGGGUAGCGAAGGUCCCCAUGGUAAUGGCAAGUGGUGUGCAGCUGAAAAGAAAUGCCAUCCUGAAUGUGGCGAGUCUUCCACUGCCUACUUUUGGAGAUAACCAUAGUGAAACUUCUGUCUAUUAUUCACCACACCGAGUUAAACUCCAACAUGGGCUUGAUCAAGGUGUUCCAUUGGGGCCUGGUUACCACAAACCAUCUUCAAUGCACAAGUUUUAUUGGAAUGGUGCUGCAGACCACGGUAGGGAAUUUGCUUUUGCACUGGCUGAUAAAGGAAGAGCCGGUAGCUUCUCAAAAAGCUACAGGGUCUACUGGAACCGUUGUUUCGCCUCUUUCAACCGAUUUCACACAAAUAGUUGCGCAAGAUUGCUCCCUUCUAUUGAUCGUCAUCCAAGGUUGGUGCCAGAGGACAAAGCUAUUUACCUGAGUGAGAAACGAAACUUGACAUUUACUUCAAGGAGUGGUAAGAUUGUUGGGAAGUUCCCUAGAUCAGGGAGAAAGACAUAUCAACACGUAUCUUGUGACAGAGGAAAGAGUGGUGUUCGUGAAAAAAGAAAGCAAGAAGCUAAUCAGGAGAGGGGCGCUUCCAAGAAACCAAAGAAGUUUAUGCCCAAAGUGGUCGCGAUUGGCUCUCCUAAGGCCAAAAAAGAACUUGCUGCACCAAUCCCUAAGCAUGCCCAGUGUGCGAAAUCUUCUGUGACAACUUCUAAUGCUCGCAUUCAUAACAGCAAAUCAACCAAAAAUCAAAGAGUUGUCUCGGAGCCACAAGAAGAAGGUCUUGCAAGUUGCCGAAAUAUCCAGAAAGGCAAACUCUCAAGUAUAUCUGAAGAUAAUGAUUGUGCAGAAGGACAUGGGGAUAGUGGUAAUAAUGGGUCAGCUGGUUGCAUAAAUAAUGAGAUCAAUGACAAUGGUACUGCUGAGGCUAGGGUUAACGAGGAAGCCGGAGGAGAUGGUGGUGAGGAUUUCACCGAUCUUGAUGUAGAAGAUACGAUACCAGCACCAGCUUCCCUCUUUCCAGCACCAACUUCCUCCUUUCCAGCAUCUGUUAGAAAUGUGCCCUAAGAGCCAAUACAUUUGAUGUAAUCUCCUUAGAAUACAUUUCGUAUAUGAUAUAUAAAGGGCAAACUUAUUUUGUUAUCUUUUACAUCGUGUAAAGAAACAAAUGUCCAGGGUAUGCUAAAUAAGAGAUAAAGUAAUCUAAAGAAGAUUAGAUUCAUGAGACC